UAUUAGUAGAGGCUUGUUGCUUGGUUACCGUACACGAAUUCCUUUGAGAGAGGUCUAGACGAGAUCGACCAGUUUGAUAAUUAAAGUUUUAUAUAAUUGUUUAUCUCGCAUAUGUGUUUGGUUUAAGGUAAGUUGGUCACAGUAUGCCUUACUUGAAAAGACCUCAGACUACAGAACCACUUGUAAAACUUUGGGACCGAAAGGCGCAAAAAUGCGGACCGCAUCAUACUGUGUAUUCUGUCAAUGGAGAUCAGUACACGGGCGACUGGAUGGAUAACAAGAAACAUGGAAAAGGAACACAAGUUUGGAAGAAAACAGGAAUGAUCUAUGAUGGGGAGUGGAGGUGUGGAAAGCGAGAAGGGUUUGGAACCCUGAGCAAGACUGACCCUGAAACGAAAGAGUAUGUGAGGGUGUUUGUCGGUUCUUGGCGAAAUGACAAGAAGGAAGGCGCUGGAACAUAUUUCUACAGUCCGUCUGCUUUCUAUGAGGGGCAGUGGAGUGAAGAUCAGAGAAGCGGAUGGGGACGGAUGCAGUAUGAGAACGGGGAGCUGUAUGAGGGAGAGUGGCUGAAGGACAAACGUCAUGGACAGGGUUUGCUUCUGCUAGCUAAUGGAAACCGCUUUGUGGGCACCUGGAGCGAUGGACAGAAAAACGGACACGGCAAGUUCCUCUACCUGGACAGAGGUCAGCUGUACGAAGGCUUUUGGGUUGACGGUGUUGCUAAGUGUGGAACCUUGUCUGAUUUUGGGAGAGAGGCAGCAGAUAGGCCACCAGUGUAUCCAAUUCCCAAGGUUUACCUACAGGAUUCACAGGCUGUACUGAUGGAGGCACAAGCAUAUUUCACUGAGGAAAAGGAGAAAUCAACAGAUCCCAAGUCAUAUGGUUGCUAGGCAAUAUGUACCUUGACAAUAAUAUCUUGAACUCAAGAAAGGCAGACGUGUGUAAGGAAAGCGGUGAAAUAUUUUUUAUCAACCCCUCAGUCAACUCAAUCAUAAUAAAAACCCAGUA
Messenger RNA from Megalobrama amblycephala (Wuchang bream), 1008 nucleotides. RefSeq names its product MORN repeat containing 3 (gene morn3). The record is from RefSeq and is a predicted model, not a curated record. Bases 144 to 890 code for a protein of 248 amino acids. Lineage: Eukaryota; Metazoa; Chordata; Actinopteri; Cypriniformes; Xenocyprididae. The transcript has 6 exons.